Molecule: messenger RNA, 927 nt
Organism: Theileria equi strain WA
Lineage: Eukaryota; Apicomplexa; Aconoidasida; Piroplasmida; Theileriidae
Exons: 1
Coding region: 1-927 (308 amino acids)
Source: RefSeq, a predicted model, not a curated record
AUGAGUGUACCUGUCUCCAUUCAGCAGAAGGAUCGGCUAAAGAAGACAGCCUUUUUCUUUGCUGGACUGGGUCAUUUACAGCCUAUGUUACUGGCAGCUACUAACUCUGACUACUUGCUUGACAGGUUCCUUCUCGAGAGACGUUGUUCCAAUGAGUAUGUUUCCAGGACAAUCACCUCACUCAUCUUCAUAGAGGUCUUGGCAACUAUUCUCAUGGGAGGUUUUGCAGUGCUCUUAGGGUUAUAUAAAUUCAUACCUGAGGGAAAGAAUGAAGAGGAUUUUAGAGGAUAUCUCACAGUUGGUAUACAGUGGAUCAUCUUAAUGGGAUACUUCCAAGUGCUCAGGGCUUUUACGUCAGGUGGAGAAGAGGGACACAUUCAAUGGUUCUACUAUUCUCUACUAUUUCAACACUUCUUUACCUGUAUCAUAGGAGCAGGUAUUGGAUUUAUAGAUGUUGACAGGGCACUAUGGUACCUUAUGAAUAUCCCUGUAUCACCUGUCAUCAUCUUCUUGUACCAGAUGCUAAUCCAUAUGUGGUUUAGAGACUAUAGACCUAGGGAUAUUGGGUAUUUUGUGGUCAAGAAUCAGAUAUGGUUGGGACUUAUCAAUUCGUGUAUAACAACAGUACUGUGGACCGUAGCCUACUUUCCUGGACUUAUACCAGAUGAUAAAGAUGAUGGAGUAACCAUUAAGCUCUCAGAGAACAAAAGGGAAAAUUGUGGAAAUACUACAUAUCCUGCUUCUAAUGGAACUAGUAAGACUAUUCAAGUUACACUCACGAUCGAAGAAGAGGAGUUGAAGAAAGAGCUCCAGAAGAAAAGCUGGAAGACAUCUUUGGGAGAUUUCUCGGAAACCUCGACAAAGAGGAAGAACCUCUUGAAGAGGAGGAAGUGGAAAACGAGCUCGAAUUCUCUCGCGACAAAGUAA